AUGGCGAGUGGUUACCAUCAAAUUCCAAUGCGACCGGAAGACAGACAAAAAACAGGUUUUAGCACCGAAAAGGGCCAUUUUGAGUUCAACAGAAUGUGUUUUGGACUGAAAGGAGCUCCGGCAACUUUCCAAAGACUUAUGAAUCAAAAUAUUCCAAUGACGAUUUUUAAAAAUCAUAUUUCAUCACUGAAUGAUAAUUUUCAAGAAAGAUUCAGCAAAUUUAAAGAAGAAGAAGAUUUAAAUAACUUAUUUAUUAAUCCAUUUAUCAUAGAGACACACGAUCUCCAAAAAUAUAACCCUAAUAUGCAAUUGGAAAUUAUUGAACUUCAAAGUUCAACAGUUUUAAAAUGCAAAUAUAAUGAGUCAUCUGAGAUAAUAGAUUUUUGGAAAUGCCUACCCGAGGAAGAUUUUCCAGAAUUACAUAAUGUAGCGAUGAAAUUGGUUUGCAGAUUUGGCUCUACAUAUGUAUGUGAGAAAAGUUUUUCGCGGAUGACUUUCAUUAAAAAUAAGUAUAGAACCAAACUAACAAAUUCUCAUUUGAAAAAUGUAAUGCUUCUAUCUUCAACUAAACUUAAACCAAAUUAUGAAGAAAUAAUAUCUAUGAAGCAAAUUCAACAUACCUAA
This is a messenger RNA of Diuraphis noxia (Russian wheat aphid), 624 nucleotides long. RefSeq names its product general transcription factor II-I repeat domain-containing protein 2B-like. The record is from RefSeq and is a predicted model, not a curated record. Lineage: Eukaryota; Metazoa; Arthropoda; Insecta; Hemiptera; Aphididae.